Molecule: messenger RNA, 1401 nt
Organism: Aspergillus calidoustus
Lineage: Eukaryota; Fungi; Ascomycota; Eurotiomycetes; Eurotiales; Aspergillaceae
Source: the annotation of a GenBank genome assembly
AUGCCUCCUCCACCACCUCCGCCGCCGCCGCCGCCCCCUGGCGGUGGUGCACCCCCUCCACCCCCCCCUCCAGGGGGAAAUCUACCUGCCAGGCCGUCGAAAUCGGACACAAAAGACAGAAGUGCCCUACUUACAGACAUCACAAAAGGCACGCGACUGAAGAAGACUGUUACAAAUGAUAGAUCUGCGCCGCAAAUUGGGGGUGGAGGAGUCAAGUCCUCCGGACCAGCUUUGGGAGCCGCGCCUCCUGUGCCCGGAAUGCUAAAACCUCCUGGUGGGCUUGCUCCACCCGUCCCUGGAGGCGCGAAUCGAUUACGGAGCAAUAGUGAUACAGGCCCUGGGAACAAUACUUAUUCAGCUGCCCCAGCGGCGCCUCAACUUGGAGGCCUCUUCGCGGGACUAGGAGCCAUGCCAAAGCUACGCAGCCGCGGAGGUGGUGUAGAUACUGGCGCCAACCGGGAAUCGUCGCCAUACCUAUCAGAUUCAGAAACCUCGCGUGUUCCUAAGCCUCCUGUUGCAUCAGCUCCAAAGAUACCGGCAGUCCGUCCUCCGCCUCCGCCUUCUACUGACGCACCGCCUGCUCCGCCAAUGAACCCGUUACUCGCAAGUCUGAAGAAACCCCCCCCACGCCCAGCUUCAAGACCAACUUCAACGAUCUCGAACUUCUCAACAAAAUCAGCGCCUGAAGCGCCUGCACGGGCACCUCCGCCAUUACCCGGUACAACAAAACCACCAAUGUCAGUACGCAAACCAUCGGCGCCUGCUCCACCACCACCCCCGCCGCCCGCCGCCAGCCCGGCUGCACCACCACCUCCGCCCCCUCCUCCUGGUGCGGCUGCUCCUCGACCACCUCCAUCAGCCCCAACGCGAUCUACUCCGCCUCCUCCCCCAUCUGCUCCUGCUCCGCCGCCCAUCCCACCGAAUGGUGCCCCUUCGGCGUCUCUAGCAGUUCAAGCCGCCCGAAAUGCGCUUGGGCACAGCCAUUCGACUCCGCCGGCGCCGCCACCACCUCCGCCAGCGCCACCAGCUUCGUCCGCUCCCUUGGCACCUCCACCACCACCUCCGUCUGCCCCUCUAUCUGCCCCUCCUUCUCUUCCACCAUCCGCUCCGCCGAGCGAGCCAUCUUCAAGGGCGUACUCCUAUGAAUCUCAGGCUAGUCAUGUGCCAGAUCGAUCCAGUCUAGCCCCAAGCGCUUAUACCCUCUCCAACGGCGGGCCGUCACCGGGAUCAGGCGCUCUAACACCAAACUCGCACGGAAACAACCGUGUGGAAGAUACGCGGUUUAAAUUUCAGAACGAGGGACUAUUGCCUAAACCGCGACCAUUUGUUGGCGGGGUAAAGCGCUACCGAGCUGGAAGAGGCAGUAGUGUGCCAUUGGACCUCAGCGCAUUAGGUGGUUAA